UGGCAUUUUCUCCAUCACCUGUUUUCGUCUCCUCGACUCCUCGUUUCUCUUCCUUCCUUGUCGUCGAAGGCUUUCACCGAUCGUUUUCUUGCGUUUUCCCUUUCUCUGUUUGUUCCCGUCGAAAUUUUCGGGCGUGGAGUGCGUUUGAUCACGAUUCUGUCGGGAUUUGCGGUAUCGCUUUUCACUAAGGGUUUGAUCGCUGUGUUGGUCGAAUCCUGAUGGAGGCUGUCUCUUCCCUUGCGUUCAAGGGCUCGAUUCCUGAAGCUAUCUUUGAAGCCAAAAGGCAGAAGAAGCUUUUUGUUGUCUAUAUCUCUGGGGAAGAUGCAGAGUCGGCUAAGCUGAGCGAAUCUACAUGGGCUGAUGCAAAGGUAGCAGAAUCGCUGUCAAAGUGCUGUGUUCUGUUGCAUAUCAAAAGUGAAAGUGCCGAUGCCGCCAACUUUUCCGCGAUAUACCCAUAUUCUUCUGUCCCUUGCAUAGCUGCUAUUGGAUUCAACGGUGCACAGGUUUGGAGAAAUGAGGGAUUCCUCACUGCUGAGGUUCUGGCUUCCAGUUUGGAAAAGGCGUGGUUGAGUCUUCACAUCCAGGAAACUACUGCAAAUAUUCUUUCUGCUGCACUUGUGUCUCAGAAAUCAGAUGUGUCAUCAUCUAGGGUUCCUGAUGUGGCUUUGCCUUCUGAAGGAGGUUCUUCAGAUGCAGCUGUUGCAUCUCCAUCAACAGGCUUGAGUGUCCAACCUUUAGAGAGGGAGUUAACGGUAACGUCCGGGUCAACGAAAGGAAAGGCUGCCUGCAAAAAUGUAGAAAAGGUUGUGGACAACAAAGAUUGUUCGAAAUCUGUCGAAUCCAGUAACUCGGAUGAUAUUGCCAAUGACCAGCCAGCAACUUCUGUUGAAACAGCUAAAGACUUUGGCAAUGUUGAGCUUAAAGAGACGUCGUUGCAUUUUGAGGCAGAGAAGGAGCUACUUCGUCCUGAAACGGCAAUACUGAAACAUGAUGCCUCUGGAAACAGUGCUGUCCGUGAUUCAUGUGCUGGUGAAAGAGACAUUAAGUCAGUAAAUUUGAUAGGUACAGAGAAAGCAGCAAACUCCGUGGACGAUGGAGCAGAUGAUAAGGGUACCAAGAAAAAGGACAGUGUCUUGUCAGUCGAAACAUCAUCUGAUGUUCAUCUAAAUAUCCGGUUGCCUGAUGGUGCUAGCCUUCGAGAGAAGUUCUCUGUGACAAACACAUUGGGAAUGGUCAAGGACUAUGUGAGCAGUAACCAAACCAAUGGAAUCAGUGCUUUUGAUCUCGCUAUUCCUUACCCGCGGAAGGUGUUUAAUGAUCAAGAUAUGGACAAAUCUCUAUCCGAAGUGGGCUUGUUCAACAGACAAGCUCUGAUAGUAGUACCGCGUCAAAGAGCCACCAUGGCCAACUCCACCCAUACAAGAGCUACAGCUACCGACUCACGAUCUGAAAACCCAAACAACGUCGGCUACUUUGCAUUUGUCAGAAGGCUGAUAUCUUACGCGAACCCGUUCUCGUAUUUCAGCGGUGGUGCCAGCUCAUCGAGCUCCGGACCAGAGUCCCAAACCAGUAUGUGGGAGUACCGUCCAAAUCCAGGGUUAAGAAACAACCUUGGGCAAAUGGGUAGACAAGACAGAGAUUCCUCCUCGACGAGAGAUAUGUCAGAAGGUACAAGCAAUGUCCGGAACAGGAGACAGACCACGUCCAGGAUAGGGACCAACAUUCAUACUCUGAAGCACGAUGAGGACGACGAUGUCCCGUUCGGAGGUGGAAACACGUUCUGGAACGGAAACUCUACACAGUAUGGAGGCGACAAUAACGAUAACAGGCGAUAAGUUUGUUUGCCCUUUCGAUGCUUUUUUGGUAUCGCCUUUUUCUGCAGGACGCUAUCCUCUGGAGCCGUAGUUGCCAAACCACAUAUGGUACAUGGACACUCCAUUGUUGAUGGCUUUUGUCAGAAUAAGAACUUGGAUAUGUUAAGACUCUGUGCGUGUUAAUGUAUGUCUUUUACUUGUUCCUUACGGUAAUCGGUUGACACUAAUCUUUUGAAAAGAGAUUAUAUAAGUUCUCUUAAUGGUAGGAAAUAUUAUUAGAAAAUCUUCCUCA
Tarenaya hassleriana is the source of this 2106-nucleotide messenger RNA. Its product is annotated as plant UBX domain-containing protein 11. The transcript has 10 exons. NCBI's taxonomy places the organism in Eukaryota, Viridiplantae, Streptophyta, Magnoliopsida, Brassicales, Cleomaceae. Bases 219 to 1835 code for a protein of 538 amino acids. Gene Ontology annotation, molecular function: protein binding. The record is from RefSeq and is a predicted model, not a curated record.